AGGAAGUCCGUUGCGUUGAGGUUCGGUCCGGGCAGCGCGAGGGGACACCGCGAGCUCCGGGCUCAACGGUCGCGGCCGAGGCGGGCGGGCGGCGGGCACCAUGAGGCUGCUCGGCUCCCUGCUCAAAAACCCCAUCCCCAAACAGAUCGAGUACUACUCGCGCUUCUCCCCAUCGCCUCUGUCGAUCAAGCAGUUCCUAGAUUUCGGUCGUGAAAAUGCAUGCGAGAAGACCUCUUUUAUGUUCUUACGAAAGGAACUACCAGUACGAUUGGCUAAUACAAUGAGGGAAGUGAACUUGCUUCCUGAUAACCUGCUGAGCAGACCUUCAGUGCAGCUUGUUCAAACGUGGUACAUGCAGAGUUUUUUAGAACUGCUAGAGUUUCAAAGCAAAGGCCCUGAAGAUGCUCGAGUGUUAAAUGAUUUUCUGGAAUCACUGGUUAAUAUCCGAAAUCGACAUAAUGAUGUUGUACCAACCAUGGCUCAGGGGGUUAUCGAAUAUAAGGAGAAGUAUGGUUUUGACCCGUUUAUAAGUAGUAAUAUUCAAUACUUUCUGGACCGUUUCUACACCAACCGAAUCUCAUUUAGGAUGCUUAUCAAUCAGCAUACUCUCCUCUUUGGAGGUAACACAAACCCAGCACACCCUAAGCACAUUGGAAGUAUUGAUCCAAACUGCAAUGUUGCAGAUGUUGUUAAAGAUGCAUUUGAGACUGCAAAGAUGCUGUGUGAACAAUAUUACACAGGGUCACCAGAUGUGGAGAUUAAUGAAUUUAAUGCUAAAGCACCUACAAAGCCUAUCCAAGUGGUGUACAUACCCUCGCAUCUCUUCCACAUGUUGUUUGAAUUGUUUAAAAAUUCUAUGAGAGCAACCGUUGAACUUCAUGAAGGGAGAAUGGAAGGUUACCCUCCUAUUAAAGCGUUGGUUACAUUAGGAAAGGAGGAUUUAUCUAUUAAGAUAUCUGACAAAGGGGGCGGUGUUCCACUACGGAAGAUCGAGCGUCUGUUUAAUUAUAUGUAUUCAACAGCACCCAGUCCCAGUUUGGAGCCAUCACGGGCAGCUCCACUAGCUGGUUUUGGAUAUGGCUUACCAAUCUCCCGCCUGUAUGCUCGAUAUUUUCAAGGGGACCUCAAACUGUAUUCCAUGGAAGGUCUGGGCACAGAUGCAGUCAUCUAUCUAAAGGCCCUGUCAAGUGAAUCUUUUGAACGACUUCCUGUUUUCAACAAAUCAGCCUGGCGACAUUACCAAACCAGUCCAGAAGCAGAUGACUGGAGUAAUCCCAGCAGUGAACCUAGAGAUGCCUCUAAGUAUAAGGCCAACAAUCCUGUUCCACCUGCAACCUGGUGACCAGUAUUCUGAUUUUGGUUCCACUAUAGAAACCCAAGUUUUUGCGUGUUUCACCUUUGUUCCAUCAACAGCAGAUGACCAGGACAUGGUUCCUCUAGUUACUGCUGAUGUCUCAUUCUGGAGCGCCAACCGGCACACAGUCAGUAGAAAGGACAAGUAAUUCAAAUGCGGUUUUGCACUUAAGACUGUAUUAGUCUUUUAAAAUAAUUUGUAAUGUGGAUAUUCUUGUUGCCAUUCUGUGGUAUCAUUCUAUGGUAAAUGUAUUUUGUAGAGACUUACUCUGGAGUAUUGGAAAAUGUAAAAGGAAUCUCAAAAGCUACAUAAUGAUAUAUGGAGUAAUUCUCCAAAUGAAUCUUUUUAAAAUGGUAAAUAUUAUUUCAGUAAAUAACAUAGACUAAGAUAAAGUAUGUAGGUAAUUUUAUUUUAUUAACAAUAGCAAAUUAAAUUCAUGAUUGGCUCUUAAGCUGUUUCAUUGUCAGCUGAGCAUUUUGCUUUAUUUUACCUGUUAAAUCCCACAAAUUUUAAUCUGUAAUACUUGUUUAAAGAAAUUGGUGGGUCUAUGAACAAUUAUGACUAUUAUAGCCAUCUUUCACUACCAAGAUGUUGAGCACUGGAUGGAUCUUUCAGCUUUGAACACAUGUUGGUCACCCUGGGCUGGAUAGUUGUGGCGGAGGUCUUCUUGCUGAAAGUUCUAAGAAUUUUUUUGUGCCAUUAUCAUGGAGGGUUUAAAUCAAGUCACAUGGAGGUACAAUUAAUUGUUACUGAUACAAUUUUCAUCAAGUAAAAAAGCAACUGAGGUAAACAUUCAGUUUAGGUAUAGAGAAAUUGUGAUAUUGGCUGCUUGUCAACUUUGGUUCUCUUCUCUUCCAAAAGCAAAAUUCAUAUAUGUGUACAAGAGUAGGUAAUUUCAAAGCUGCCAGUUUCAAGCUUCAGCCAUAAUUGCCUAUUACUCCAGGAAGUAUUUUCUGAAAGACCAAGACAGUCUUUUAAAAAAAUAUAUAGUUUGGUUAUUCUGAAGAAAUCCUGUAGUAUGAGCAUUCUGCCGUAGUUUAUUAGCUCAACAUGAAUUAUGAAAAAUUAGACUGUCAACAAUGUGCUCACAAGUGCAUUGUUUUGAUUAUUUUUCUGUGCGCGUGUGUGUGGGUCUGUUUGUGUGGCCGUGUGUAUAUAUUAUUCACCAAUGAAAAGAACCAGGAAAAAGAACAUCUACAUAUGCAAUUGGGUCUCUUUUGUACUUAGUUGAAAUAUUUAUUUUUCAUUGUAUUCAAAUCUUUGAUGUCCAGAUACCUUCUAGAUUGUAAAAAUGAUCAAAUAGCCAUGCAAAAUUCUAUUUCCAAGUUUGUGUUCUUUUAUAAUCCACAUGAAUUAUCUUUGCACUUUUUAAAAGAAGUAAGUUAUUAAAAAAUGUAUGGAAUUGUCA
Messenger RNA from Amblyraja radiata (thorny skate), 2762 nucleotides. RefSeq names its product pyruvate dehydrogenase kinase, isozyme 3a (gene pdk3a). The record is from RefSeq and is a predicted model, not a curated record. Gene Ontology annotation, molecular function: pyruvate dehydrogenase (acetyl-transferring) kinase activity. NCBI's taxonomy places the organism in Eukaryota, Metazoa, Chordata, Chondrichthyes, Rajiformes, Rajidae. The transcript is spliced from 12 exons. Gene Ontology annotation, biological process: regulation of glucose metabolic process; protein phosphorylation. Gene Ontology annotation, cellular component: mitochondrion. The coding region runs from base 101 to 1342 and encodes 413 amino acids.